GCCCCAAAAGGCAGGAGCUGGGAGAGCGCAUCCCAGAGCAAGAUGGCCGCGGAUGAAGGCUCGCAGGACACCUUGCGGCUCCAGUUCAAGGCCAUGCAGGAGAUGCAGCUUAAACGGUUACAGAAGCAGAUGGAGAAACAGAAGGAAAAGGAGCUGAGCCUCCGCAGCACAGCCGACGACCCACAGGAGCCCUCAGAGACCUCCGGUGGCCUCAGCCCUCUGCAAGCCGGGGAGCAGAAUGCGAAAGACGGCUUCGAGCAGAGGGCGCUUGAAGACGAGGUGGAGCAGCUGCGCGGCCAGCUCCGGGAAACCGCGGAUGAGAACGGGCGGCUGUACAAGCUGCUGAAGGAGAGGGACUUCGAAAUCAAACACCUCAAGAAGAAAAUCGAAGAGGACAGAUUUGCCUUCACAGGGACAGCCGGGGUGGCGGGGGACGUGAUCGCCACCAAAAUCGUCGAGCUGUCCAAGAAGAACCGGGUGCUGAUGGCAGAGUCAGAGGGCGCGAAAACCAGAGCGAAGCAGCUGAGCAAGCGCGUCCAGGAGCUGGAGCAGGAGCUGCAGACGGCCCUGGCCAGGCUGCCGGCCAAGGGAGCCACCGAUGCAGGAGCCAGGACGCCGAGGGCCCAGGCGGGAGACAGAGCCUUGCCCGAGGCCCCCGAGGUGAAGGUCGCGCAGGACAGGCUGGCGGCCGCCAACUUGAAGAUGAGUGACCUACGCAACCAGGUCCAGUCUCUGAGGCAGGAGCUCCGGAUGGCCCAGAAGGUGCUGGCCAGUGAGGUCGGGGAAGAUGUGAGCGUCCAGCAGCUUCUGUCCUCACCGGGGACUUGGAGGGGCCGGGCUCAACAAAUUCUCAUUUUGCAGAGCAAGGUUCGGGAGCUUGAGAAACAGUUGGGACAGCCCCAGAGCCGGGCUGUGGGAACAGCCAGUGAUGAGCUGUCUGUCUGUCCAGACCCAAGGAAGCUGACGGCACAGGAGAGGAACCUGCUGAGGAUCCGCCUCUUGGAGAGGGAGAAACAGGAAGGCUGGGAGAAACUUGCCGGUGAGCGGGACGCCCUGCAGAGAGAGCUGGAGGAGCUGAGAAGGAAGUCCGAGGGCCUGAGGGCCCGGAACAAGGUGCUGGCCAGCGAAGCGAAGACCCUCCGGAAUCAGAUGGGGACCCUCGUGGAGAAGGGCCGGCACGACGACGAGCUCAUCGACGCCCUCAUGGACCAGCUGAAGCAGCUCCAGGAGGUCCUGGGGAGCCUGAGUCUGCAGGAGGAGAAGACACGCGCCUCCCAGCACCGCCUGGGCCAGCAGCUCAACAACGAGGCUCAGCAGAGCAGCAGCCUCGUGGCCCAGCUGCGCGCCAUGGUGGCUGAGCGGGAGGCCAAGGUGCGGCAGCUGGAGCUGGAGAUCGGGCAGCUCAGUGUGCAGUAUCAGCAGAAUAAAGGAGGGGGCGAGGGGUCCAGUGGGCCCAAGGUCAACCCCACGUACACCACGUUCCCGGAGGACCCGGGCCAGGCCAAGCCCCCGGCCUCAGCAGGCGACGGCGUCAGCAGGCUGGGGUCGUCCCGCUCCGUGACCAGCCUGGGCCACACGCUCGUGGAAUCUUCUCUCACAUGGCCUUCCCUGCCCAGUCCCCAUGGGGCCUCACCCAGGUUCUCGGACUCCCCCGAACAGAAAGGCUGGCAGGCUCAGGUGACGGAGUUCAAGGCUCUCUGGCAGGCCACCGAGGUGGAACGCGACCGGCUCACCGAGUUUGUCUCCGUCCUGCAGAAACGGGUGGAGGAGAGCGACGGCAAGCUUCUGGCGUCGGAGCGGAAGCUGCAGGAGGAGCGGCAGCGUGCCGUGGUGCUGGAGCAGCACGUGGAGAAGAUGCGCCUGGAGCCCGGGCGGGCGGCGGCGGGCUCUCAGAGAGCCGCUUCCCGCAGCAAAACAGGUCUGCCCGGCGCCAACACCAGGCACAACCCGAACGGGAGCGAGAGGAAAGACCCCCCUGCCAGCCAGCUCUCCAGCGUGCCCGUGGAGUCCCAGAUGGAGGAGCUGACCACCAGGCUGGCCAUCCAGGCGGAGGAGAAUGAAACGCUGAGGGCCGCCCUGGGCAGCGCCCUGCGGGGAAAGGAGGAGGACUUCCAGAUGUACCACGAGACCCUGGCCCAGGUGAAAAGCAUCUUCCUGCAGGCCCUGCGGCAGCAGAAGGCAGACAAGCACUAGGACGGCGGCCCAGUGUCACCCUGGCCAGAGGGGGCAGCCACCUUGGCCCCUGCUCCUGGAACAGGCUCCCCAAGGUGACAGAGCCGACCCACAGGCCAGGGGCGCAAGGCAGAAGCCCCGCUGGAGCCCUGGGGGAGCCCCUGGGCGGAUGAGGCUGCGGCAGGGAGAGGCCCCCGAAGCUGCUCAGCAGCAGCAGCUCACGUCUGGGGCAGUGAGCUGGCCGCGGACGGAUGCCGUCUCUCGGGCAGGGCUCAUCGCCCUUGUCCGAGGGCCCAGCUGGCGCCGCUGCGUGCCCACAUGACUUCUUCUGCCCAGGAGAGCCCUCCUGCUCUGGGCUGGGGGCAUCCCCCAGACCACUCAGCCCCGCACACCCCUCCCACCGGGCAUGCCCGAAGCCCUCACGGCUCCAUCUGAGGCCACCCGCGCCCUCUGCCGACCCGGGGGCACAGCACUCCCAGCUGCC
Molecule: messenger RNA, 2656 nt
Organism: Phyllostomus hastatus (greater spear-nosed bat)
Lineage: Eukaryota; Metazoa; Chordata; Mammalia; Chiroptera; Phyllostomidae
Gene: CCDC13
Product: coiled-coil domain containing 13
Exons: 16
Coding region: 43-2193 (716 amino acids)
Biological process (GO): non-motile cilium assembly; cytoplasmic microtubule organization
Cellular component (GO): centriolar satellite
Source: RefSeq, a predicted model, not a curated record